CUCGGACGGAAGCCGAGGUGGACGCGCGGCGGGAUGUGGCCCGGAAUAUUGGCCGAGGGAGCCCGUGCGGCGGCGGGCCGGCGUCCCGCGCUGGGGCCAGGCCUCGCCGUCCGCCUCCUCUCGUGGCGAGCGCGCCUAUGACAUCUACUCGCGGCUGCUGCGAGAACGCAUCGUGUGCGUCAUGGGCCCGAUCGAUGACAGCGUGGCCAGCCUGGUGAUCGCCCAGCUGCUGUUCCUGCAGUCGGAGAGCAACAAGAAGCCCAUUCACAUGUACAUCAACAGCCCGGGUGGCGUGGUGACCGCGGGCCUGGCCAUCUACGACACGAUGCAGUACAUCCUGAACCCCAUCUGCACCUGGUGCGUGGGCCAGGCGGCCAGCAUGGGCUCCCUGCUGCUCGCCGCCGGCAGCCCGGGCAUGCGCCACUCGCUCCCCAACUCCCGCAUCAUGAUCCACCAGCCCUCCGGGGGCGCCCGGGGCCAGGCCACAGACAUCGCCAUCCAGGCCGAGGAGAUCAUGAAGCUGAAGAAGCAGCUCUACAACAUCUACGCCAAACACACCAAGCAGAGCCUGCAGGUGAUCGAGUCGGCCAUGGAGAGGGACCGUUACAUGAGCCCCAUGGAGGCCCAGGAGUUCGGCAUCUUAGACAAGGUCCUGGUCCACCCUCCCCAGGACGGGGAGGACGAGCCCGAGCUGGUGCAGAAGGAGCCUGUGGUGGCGGCGGCGGCGGCAGUGGCAGCGACAGCCCCUGUCCCAGCGAGCACUUGAAAAACGGACCUCAUCUGCGGAGGGGCCGGGGCUCUGCAGACCCCAGGCCGCAGCCCGGCUCACCCCUCGCCCCAAGGAACUGUGGAUCUGGGGUUCCCCUCGGGCCGCGCAGCCUGGCUGAGACACUGUGAUUUUAAAUUAAAACUCGUGGUCUUCGCUCUG
Messenger RNA from Tupaia belangeri chinensis (Chinese tree shrew), 928 nucleotides. RefSeq names its product caseinolytic mitochondrial matrix peptidase proteolytic subunit (gene CLPP). Lineage: Eukaryota; Metazoa; Chordata; Mammalia; Scandentia; Tupaiidae. Gene Ontology annotation, cellular component: endopeptidase Clp complex. Gene Ontology annotation, molecular function: serine-type endopeptidase activity; ATPase binding; ATP-dependent peptidase activity. The record is from RefSeq and is a predicted model, not a curated record. Gene Ontology annotation, biological process: protein quality control for misfolded or incompletely synthesized proteins.